Messenger RNA from Erinaceus europaeus (western European hedgehog), 7117 nucleotides. It is a transcript of the gene ETNK1, whose product is annotated as ethanolamine kinase 1. Gene Ontology annotation, biological process: phosphatidylethanolamine biosynthetic process. Lineage: Eukaryota; Metazoa; Chordata; Mammalia; Eulipotyphla; Erinaceidae. Bases 298 to 1392 code for a protein of 364 amino acids. The transcript has 8 exons. Gene Ontology annotation, molecular function: ethanolamine kinase activity. Gene Ontology annotation, cellular component: cytoplasm. The record is from RefSeq and is a predicted model, not a curated record.
GUCAGGCCAGUCCCGGCAUGCUGCGCGGCGGCCGGCGGCGGAGCACAGUCGAGCGGCAUUCUCGUCGCGAGCAGCCCGCCGCGCUCCGUCCCGCCGCUGUCUAGUCUCCUCGCUCGGCCGCUCCCCCGCCGUCCGCCCUCACCGGCCCGAUCGCUCUCCCGUCCGCCUCCAAGCGCCCCCCCAGCCCUCCCGCGAGGGCGCACCGGGACGGAAGGAGCCAGCAGCCUGUCGGCGCCCGCCGUUCUCGUGGUCGCCGUCGCCGUCGUGGUCGUGGUGGUGUCCGCCGUCGCCUGGGCCAUGGCCAACUACAUCCACGUCCCGCCCGGCUCCCCCGAGGUGCCUAAGCUGGACGUCACGGUGCCGGACCAGGAGGAGCAGCGCUGCCGGGAGGGGGCCCUGAGCCUUCUGCAGCACCUGCGGCCGCACUGGGACCCCCAGGAGGUGACCCUGCAGCUUUUCACAGAUGGAAUCACGAAUAAACUUAUUGGAUGUUAUGUGGGUAACACAAUGGAUGAUGUAGUCCUGGUGAGAAUUUAUGGCAAUAAAACUGAACUGCUCGUCGAUCGAGAUGAGGAAGUGAAGAGUUUCCGAGUGUUGCAGGCUCAUGGUUGUGCACCACAACUUUACUGUACCUUCAACAAUGGACUGUGCUAUGAAUUUAUACAGGGAGAAGCUUUGGAUCCACAGCAUGUGUGCAACCCAGCUAUUUUCAGGCUGAUAGCACGUCAUCUUGCUAAAAUCCACGCUAUCCAUGCACAUAAUGGCUGGAUUCCUAAAUCAAAUCUGUGGCUGAAGAUGGGAAAAUAUUUCUCUCUCAUUCCCACAGGAUUUGCAGAUGAAGCCAUUAAUAAAAGGUUCCUAAGUGAUAUUCCAAGCUCUCAGAUUCUUCAGGAAGAGAUGACUUGGAUGAAAGACAAACUGUCCAACCUGGGCUCACCUGUUGUACUUUGUCAUAAUGAUCUAUUGUGUAAGAACAUAAUCUACAAUGAGAAACAAGGUGAUGUACAGUUCAUAGAUUAUGAAUAUUCUGGAUACAACUAUGUGGCAUAUGAUAUUGGAAAUCAUUUCAAUGAAUUUGCAGGUGUCAGUGAUGUAGACUAUAGUCUCUAUCCAGAUAGAGAACUGCAGAGUCAAUGGCUUCGUUCUUAUCUUGAAGCUUACAAAGAAUAUAAGGGCUUUGCCAACUUAGAAGUUACUGACACAGAGGUGGAAGUACUCUUCAUGCAAGUCAAUCAGUUUGCAUUGGCUUCUCAUUUCUUUUGGGGACUAUGGGCUUUAAUUCAAGCCAAAUACUCUACUAUUGAGUUUGAUUUUCUUGGGUAUGCAAUUGUUCGUUUCAACCAGUACUUUAAAAUGAAGCCUGAAGUUACUGCAUUAAAAGUGUCCCAGUAGAGAAGAGAUUUCAUUAUUCUCCAAUCUGUGAACAACGCUUGUGAAUCUCUUCUUAAGAAAUCCAAAAGCCAAUAUUUGUUAAAAUUCUGUUACUUAAUUUGGUUAUCUUGCUUUAUGAAUUAUGCUUCUAAACAACCAAUUUGUUUUCUACAUAGACUGAAUGAUGUCAAGAAAUAUACCUAUUGCUAUCAAUAUAUGAUGUACAAGAAAUUUGUUAAAUCUGCAGAAGGUAUAAAGAUGUCAGUUUAAUCCUUUUGUUGAUAAUUUAAUCUAUGUUAUGUGAAUAAUUUAUUAUAAACAACAAGAUUCUGUGACUGUUUUCAUCUGUUUGUAGAGUAUAAAUAAUGAGAAGGUUCCAGAAAAAAAUGUUUUUUUCUUUUUUUAAGUUUCACCUUAAUAAGAUUAAUUUCAGUAAAAGGUUAUAGGUAUGUAGUGUACCUCUUAACAUACUGCAAGUAAACUGAAUCAUUUACUCUUGAAAUGCCAGGCACUGGUAUAGAUAACUUAGGAUGUUCAUAGAAAAAUAGCUGCUUAGGAAGAUGUAGUACGUUCACCAUUUAUGCUAGUGGUACCUUUAUGAAUUGAAUAUUGGAAAGUGUUUUUUAUUUUGUAGGGACUAUAUCUUAGAUUUAAAUUUCCCUUUUAUAGUCUGGCAGUAUGAAUAUUAAUAUUUACUACCCAAACCUGGGAUGGAAAUGAUUUCAUGUUACCAAAAACCUGCAUUAGAUAAUAUUAAUAGUUUUACUAAAUACAGUCAUUUAAGCUACCAGCUUAUAUCUAAACUUUUACUAUAGCAAAUUGUUCCUAACCAAAAGUUUUGUUUAAAUUACUGAGAUCUCCUGUUUUGUUACUAAAUAGCAGCUAGUAGAGAAAUUACUAAUACUUGUUGGAAAAAUAAGAUAUUAUACUUGGGAACAAGAAAAUAUCACAGUUUUAUUAUUUUAAAUCUUGAGUCAUUCCUUACAUUUGAUUUCAUGUUUUACUUUCAGUGUCUUCAGAAUAUCAUAUGAUUAGUUGAUAUGUGUAGGUUCAGAGAAAUAUGUUGAAAGUGUUAAAAAAUUACACAAAGAAAACGUAGGACAUUAGUCUUGUACACUUAAAAGCUGAUAGAGCAAAAUGUGAAUUAAGUAGAGACACUUAUGGUAGGAGGACCUCUGUUUUGAUUUGUCUUGAUUUUGCUUGCAUGUAUUUUAAUUUUGCUUGGAUAUGAAAAGGUGACAGUUAUAUGGAAGGAAGUUUAGACCUUUGAGGUAGAUAUGUAGGCUUCACAUUUUGGAGACUGGUAUGGAAUUGAACAGUCAUGGUUAACUUAGAAAUUUAGUCUGACAAGCUUUGCACUUUGGCCACAUAAGUGCCCAUGUACAAAGUUGGCUUCAUGAAUCUGCAUAUCCAGAAUAUGCAAUCAUAAACUUACCCUCUGGAGUUUUCUGGAGAGUCAGAUGUAAUUCCAAAUGACUUAUAUUCAUAGAUAAGCGCUUUAAAAUACUUGGAUUAUCUCAAGAUGUUUAAGGCUAAUAGAGUGGAAACAGUAAAAGACCAUUUUUAAAUGGUAAACCCAAGUUACCUGAACAGGAUCUUCAAGUCUUUUUGUCUCUGUAACAGUGUUAGAUCAAGAUAUGUUUUCUACCUCCCCAGUGUUAGAAAUGUUCACUUCUAUUUCUAUAAACCAUAGUACUGUGUACCAAUAGAAUUUGACAUUAUUGACUAAAUGAAUGGAAGCAAACAAUAACUAGCUUUUUACAUAAUGCUAGAGAGAAUGUUUUGGUAGAACUUUCAUUUUUUGUUUUGAACAUUUUCUCAAAACAGAUGAAGAAAUAUACACUCUUGAUUUUUGUUUUAUUUUGCUUUACUACUUCCUUUAAGUGCAACAGUAUGUAUCUUGGAGGGCUGUCAGAGGAUAGAUAAUUUUUCUACCUUGCUCCCUAUUCUUUAAACUAUUUUGAAUAGCAAUUCACUGAGCCAUUCAUUGCUGGUUGACUGUGCAUAGUUGCUAGCUGACACUAUUGUAAGCAUUUCAGAGAGCCUUGUGGAAAUGAAUGUAAAGGGGAAGGAAGACUUUCUUUUACUUGAGCCCUAGGAGUACAUAUUGAUUCUUGGAAACAAAGGAGGACAGUGAAAGUAUCCCCCCUAUUCUUUGGCUAGUUUGGGGUGUUGUGUUACUGAACUUCUUGUAUAGGUUUGGGGGUCUUGCUGCAGGCUAAUAAUUGGGUUUAAGUGUUUUUUUGUUUUUGUUUGUUUUUAAUAAACCAUUUAAGGGAUCCUAAAGGAAAAACAUCUCUAAAAAUGUAUCCUCUGGCUUGCUGUAAUGUCUGUUGCCUUUUUAUGUUAAGCUAAGGAACUUGAAUGCCUUACCUAGUAACUCAACUAGUAGUAAGCUCAUUGUGUAAAUACGAAAAGAGUUGUCAGAGGAGUGGCAUUCAUAUAUACGCAUUGUUACACUGUUAGCCAAUAGACCAUAGUGGCCUGGAUGCUUUAACGAGCAGAAUUCCACGUUUCCCUCUUGUUCCUUACAUACUUAUAUGCCCUUACCUGACCAAUUAUAUUUGAUCUCCCACCUUCUCCCUCCUAAUCCCCCUCUCACCCCCCACUAUCACCAUUGUCUGGAAAUCAAGAGACGUGGUAGUGAUCUAUAUUGUUCUCAUGAUCAUCUGGGAUCAACAGGAGCACAAAACCCAUCAACUAGGUCUGCCUGGAAUGUAUAUAAAACUGUAAAUAAAAAAAUUGUAAAUUAGUGUGAAUUACACCUUGCAUAUGAGAUUGUGUAUUGUUCUGCAUUCUCAUCCCUUUUGUAGAGCUUUUUCUGUAAGGAAAUGACACAGUUCUUUGGUUUUAGACUGGAGUAGUCUAAACAGUUCUUGGCUGCACAGUAGAAUAAUAAGAAGAACUGGAAAUAGGGUUUAUCAGAUUUUGUUAAUGUCACUACUUAUUUAUUUAACCUCUCAGUGCCUAAUAUGACUUUUCUUCAUUCUCUUAAUUGGCUGUUAGUUUUUGUGGGGUUAGACUCUUACAAGCAGUAAAUUAAUGCAUUGCUAGUUCUCUGAACUAAAAAUACGAUUUCAUGAUUACAAAAUGAAGUAUUAGUCUUUCUUGUUAUUAAGGCAGUUAACAAGUACACACACAGACACAUACAUUCAUUCCCUGGAUGUUUUCUAGAUUUCGCUGUGAAUCCAAAUUCCAUGUUAUACAAAAGAUAAAUAAUAUCAUUUCUUAGUUGAGCUUAGCACAUCUCAGUUGGUCUCUCUAAAUAUAAAGUUAUUUGCUGUAGGACUGUAAAAGGAGAAAAAGCGUUAAGUGAUCUUUUAGUCACUGCUAUUUCCAUUUUUUGUUAGCUAAAAAUACUUAAUUUUACUUCAUAAAUGUGUUAUUAAAGCUUCCAGAUUUAAAGAAAAAAAGUUCCUUCACUCAAAAGUUCAGAACCUCCACUUUUACAAUUAUUUAGAUAUAUUUUAUAUUUUUACACAAAGCUUUCUGUAACAUUUUAAUUCCUUUCAUACUAUAAAUUAGAAUAUUAUCGGUUUGACUUUCUGCUUCAAAUUGUUCCUAAGUCCUUUUUGCUGCAUUCCAAAGUGAUAUAAACUUAAGCUUUUAAUAUUAAUUAGUCAUUAAGUUGAUAGACAAAAGUUAACAGUGCUUUUAUGCUAGGGAAUUUUUGUUAUUGACAUCAACUUGCACUGCUUUACACAAAAGGCAAAUGGUAGUCAUUAUUAUGCACAGAGGAAAAUAAAUUUUAAGUUGUGGUAAAGCAACUUUAUCUUGAUACCAAAAUUGAUCUGCUCUGUUUUUUCUUCUUUUGCUCAUUAAGUUUUAGGAUGUCCUUUGACUGGAGCUUCAGUUACAUGUUACAGAAAUCGGCUUUGUUUUUAAAGGAAGACAGUAACUACAUGGAACCAUCUUUUUUUUUUUUUCUUUAAGAUUUUAUUUAUUUAUUGAUGAGAAAGGAGGAGAGAGAAAGAACCAGACAUCACUCUGGCACAUGUGCUGCCGGGGAUGGAACUCAGGACCCCAUGCCUGAGAGUCCAAAGCCUUAUCACUGCACCACCUCCCGGACCACUGAACCAUAUGUGUAUAUACUUUUUAUUGUGUGAUUACAGUAUUAUGGACAGGAAAGUAGCAAUUAUUUAAAACAAAAUUUCCCCAUUUUUGAAGCUUAUUUUGUAAAUGUGUAUUAAAAAAUGCUUGGAUUUGCUUUACUUGGAUACUUGAGAACUGAAAUUAAACAAUGAAUUAGACAUUUUUAAAUGAAUUUUUAUCUAAAAGUUUCAUUUCUGGUGCAUAGUUGAAGUGGAUAGAAGAUCUUAACUACUUGAAUGGAAAAAAAUUGAUAGUGCUUAUGUAGAAAAUACUCUUUAUAUUUGAGGAAUCCUUCACUCAAGUUUUAAAAGUAGGGUUCUAUCCUGAAAUCUGCUUUCUCUUCAAUUUCUAUACCAAAUACACUUAUUAUGCUACUGAUGUUAUCAAAUAGCAGGCUAGGAUAAUCUCUGUAUGCAUUAUGAAUCCUGUAGCAUAUCUAGGUAUGAAAAAAUGGUUAUGUAAAAUAUUCACAAUUCCUUAGCACAGGCAUAUUUUUGUUUACAUCAUAUCCAUUAAUAGCAUAAAUAUCAUUAUCUAAAAUAAGAGCACUUAAAAGAUGCUUAUAAAUAUUGAAAACAUUAUCCAUCACAUUGGGACUAGUUAGUAAAGGAUAAGAAAAAACUGGCUGAAUUGAAUGGCUCUACUAGUUAAAUUUCAAGACUAUUGCCAUAAGAAGAACUUGCAGAGAAAGCUUCUAGUCCGUGUAAACUAUGAAUAGCUCCUCUGACCCAGGAAAGAUGCCCCCCUUCCCCCUCAAAGUAGUGGAGGAAAUGAGAGUAUUCACUUGCCAUCAAUGUGGUGUUCUGCUACUCAAAUGUAUAUAGUAAGAUACUGAAAUGAAAUUCAAAAUUCCUGUUACAUGUGCUGAAGUAAUGGUAAAUGGGUGAAAUCUGCAGAGAGGAAGCUUCAAAUGUACUGUAUUUAGGAGUCUUGUACAACUGGGCAAAGUUCCAUGAUAUAUGAAGUAUUUGCAUUUUAAGGUAGCCUAUUUCAAAGACUAAGACAUGGAAUUAUUCCGUGCACUUAAAUAAUGAUAAUAUCAUUCAGUUUCAGAGGAAUAAAACCAAACAAAUAAACUUGUCAGUGUGUUAGCUGUAUGUUGAAUUGGGAAACUGUGGCAUAAAGUUUAAAUUUGUGUUUAUCAAAUGUGAAACAUUGUAGUUUAAUGCUGCUUUGUAAAUACUGUAAGUGCUCCAAAUAGUCUCAGCACUGAACAAUGUAUUGAUACCUCUCAGAUGAAUGCAACUUUUCAUGUAGGUGUUUUGAUACGCCUCAGAAAGUAUCUGAGUGUCUGAGAACCUGUUAAUCUGUUUGGUAAUGAAGAUACUUCCUGUUUUCUGUUGCAUAUUUUCAUGUUUAAAUUUUUACAUUUUUUCUACUGUUAAGUAAAAUUUGUUUUGUGGAUAAGAUGGGGUUGAGAGUGAAGAAAAUUAAAAAGCCUCAUUCAUGUAACAGAUUAAGUCAAAAUACAGUUUUGCUCUAUGUUCAUGAACUUUGAAGAAACCCUUUCUGUUGAAGUAAAUGACAUUUGGGCUUUAUUUCUGUUUAGUAAGGCCAUUUACCAUUGAUUAAAUGAAGGAAUGUAUCUUUUUGCAGAGAUUUAUAUUCUGUAAAUAAAGAUUGGUUGUAACAAUAAAGCUGAGCUCUAACUGCA